CCACGUGUUAAUUAAAUCGCGCUUGAACACUGCAGGGAAUAAAUGAAUGAUUCAUUCCGUUCGACACUCUCUUCGUGUUGCUCGAAUUUUUUACCAUUUUACGCGAACGAAAAUUUAGACGAAAAUGGUGUUCAUUGCUGACGAUAUCAAAUGUAAAAGAGAGAAAUUAAGCAAGCCUAAGAGUAUUCUUCGAAAUGGAAAAUUUUACCAGCAACCGGAAAGACAACGUCCCAUAGUGUAUGUGCGACCUUACCAAAAACCGACCCAGAAGAUUGAAUCGUAUACGACGUACGGUUUGUCUUAUACGAAAUUCGACAGCACUCCAAGAAUGAGAGUCAGUUUUGGGAAGUACGAGAAGAUGCUGGCUCAGAAACCCGGUAAAAUCGACUUUGACACGGUGUACAAGUUUUCUUAUCAACCCGCGACUGGGCAUCUGCGGAAACCUUUCAUUCCCAAGGAGAAUCUGGCCAUACACGGAGUCCACGAUAUGGCCACGACUCAGAAAUUGUCUUACAUGAAUCCAGGUUACGUGAAAACGAAAUCUUAUGCGCCGUACAGAGGAAGGACUGAACUUCCUAUACCCAUGGAAUACAAAACGGUGAUGAAGGAAUCCUAUCAAGAUUUUGGCAAGCACAUCGAGGUGAAAAGGCCGCGUAAACGGGAAUUCUGGCAGACUAAGUUCAAAACGGACUAUCAAACCACGAGUAAGCUGUCUUAUCAAUACGUGGAACCUCUUCGUAAGAGGAUUCGCGUGCCCUACAAGCCGACUGUCAGGGCUAAAAUUGAGAAUGAAACCGUGUACAGUACGAGUUAUCAGGUUCCUGGUAAUUUCGUGAUCGAAGACAUUUCUGUGACAUAGUAAUACACUCAGCAG
This is a messenger RNA of Ceratina calcarata, 874 nucleotides long. RefSeq lists its product as uncharacterized. The record is from RefSeq and is a predicted model, not a curated record. Bases 125 to 859 code for a protein of 244 amino acids. The transcript has a single exon. NCBI's taxonomy places the organism in Eukaryota, Metazoa, Arthropoda, Insecta, Hymenoptera, Apidae.